Messenger RNA from Fukomys damarensis (Damara mole-rat), 2451 nucleotides. RefSeq names its product solute carrier family 22 member 7 (gene Slc22a7). The transcript is spliced from 10 exons. Gene Ontology annotation, cellular component: membrane. Gene Ontology annotation, molecular function: transmembrane transporter activity. The record is from RefSeq and is a predicted model, not a curated record. The coding region runs from base 108 to 1739 and encodes 543 amino acids. NCBI's taxonomy places the organism in Eukaryota, Metazoa, Chordata, Mammalia, Rodentia, Bathyergidae. Gene Ontology annotation, biological process: transmembrane transport.
GCAGACUUCACUCAUCAGCCCAUUAGCUCCCACCCCAGAGUCCAAGGGUUUGUGCGGUGAGCAGGCUGGGCUGUGCUGGGUACUGCAGGACAGCCAGGUUAGGCAGCAUGCGCUUUGAGGGGCUGCUGGAUCAGGUGGGCGGCUUCGGACCCUUCCAACUGCGGAACCUGGUGCUCAUGGCCCUGCCUCGGAUACUGCUGCCCCUGCAUUUCCUCCUGCCCGUCUUCCUGGCUGCUGUGCCCUCCCACCAUUGUGCCCUGCCUGGCACCCCCGCCAACAUCAGCCUCCAGCACCUGUGGCUGGAGGCCCACCUGCCCCGGGAGCCCGAUGGCACAUUUAGCUCCUGCCUCCAUUUUGCCCACCCCUGGGCUCGCCCCAACACCACAGUGGGGAAAGAGGCGCAGAGCCUGGGGGACCUGGAGGGCACAGCCUCCACAGUUCCCUGCUCACAGGGCUGGGAGUACGACAGCUCAGAAUUCUCUUCCACCAUUGCUACAGAGUGGGACCUGGUGUGCGAGCACAAAGGCCUGAACAAAGUGAUAUCCACUUUAUUCUUCAUUGGCGUGCUGGUGGGUGCCGUGAUCUUCGGAUACCUGUCUGACAGGUUUGGGCGGCGACGCCUGCUGCUGGUGGCCUACGUGAGCUCCCUGGUGCUGGGCCUGGCAUCUGUGGCCUCCGUCAACUACAUCAUGUUCGCCAUCACCCGCACCUUCACCGGCUUAGCUCUGGCUGGCUUCACUGUAAUUGUGCUGCCGCUGGAGCUGGAGUGGUUGGAUGUGGAGCACCGCACAGUGGCUGGGGUCCUGGGCACCAUCUUCUGGUCGGGAGGUGUCAUGCUGCUGGCACUGAUUGGGUACCUGAUACGGGACUGGCGGUGGCUUCUGCUGGCUGUCACCCUGCCCUUGGUCCUGGGCAUCGUCAGCAUCUGGUGGGUGCCUGAGUCUGCACGCUGGCUUCUGACCCAGGGCCAUGUGCAGGAGGCCCAGAGCUACUUGCUCCGCUGUGCCAGGCUCAAUGGGCGCCCUGUGGGCGAGGAUGGCCUGAGCGUGGAGGCUCUGAGCAAAGUGGCAUCAGCUGAGCGGGUGGUCCGGAGACCCUCCUACCUGGAUCUGUUCCGCACACCGCGGCUGCGACACAUCUCUCUGUGCUGCAUGAUGAUGUGGUUUGGGGUGAAUUUUUCUUACUAUGGCCUCACGCUGGACCUGUCCGGGCUCGGGCUGACUGUGUUCCAGAGACAGCUGCUCUUCGGGGCGGUGGAGAUACCCUCCAAACUGGUGGUCUACCUGUCAGUGCGCUACAUGGGGCGCCUGCCCACAGAGGUGGGCACGCUGGUGGGCACUGCGCUGUCCUUCGGUUUACGACUGCUAGUUCCCUCGGAGACCAAAUCCUGGCUCACCGCCCUGACCGUGAUGGGGAAAGCGUUUUCUGAGGCCUCCUUCACCACGGCCUACCUGUUCACAUCAGAGCUGUACCCUACAGUGCUCAGGCAGACAGGGCUAGGGCUGACCUCACUGGUGGGCCGGCUGGGGGGAUCCUUGGCCCCACUGGCGGCCUUGCUGGACGGAGUGUGGCUGCCACUGCCCAACAUUGCCUACGGGGGCAUCGCUCUGCUGGCUGCCUGCACUACCCUCCUGUUGCCAGAGACCAAGAGGGCACAGCUGCCAGAGACCAUCCAGGACGUGGAGAGAACAAGUGCCCUGCCCAGUGUUCAGGAGGAAGAGAUGCAGAUCCGGAACUGAGUGGGGCUGGGCACAGACCUCCACAAGCAGCUCUGUGGCAGGCACUGAGCACAGAAGGGCAGGCUCUUGUGACCCAAGCUGGGGCUGUCAAACCCCUCUGCCCAGGGCUGGAGUUGCCAUGGGAACCCCUGCCUGUACACAUCCAGACUUAACUAUUUAGUCAUCAGCAAAAGGACCACUUCCCAGGAAGCAGUAGUCUGCAGGAGAUCUUGGGCACCCCUCAUGGGGCUGGGAGGAUUCUGUGAAUAAAGGUGCCUCUUAGGUGGCGGCAGCAGUGAGUAGUUUUGGGAACAGCCCUAGAUGGGAAGCCAUUGAAUUGGCUUUGGGCUCUGAUCUCAAAAUUGCCAACAAUUUCCUGUGUGACCUUGGGUGUGUUGCUUUCCCUCUCUGGGCCUCAGUCUGCUCAUCUCCCAAAUCAUGAUGAUGAAGCAUCUUAGCUGACCUCACCACAGCAUCUGUUUUGCUCAACUGAACAAGGUGCUUCUUGUAGAUGGCACUGGAGAAGGGAUGUCCCAUGUUGUCCCCUGUAUAGUGCUGGGGGCUGUCCAAUGCCAGGGCCAGGGGAACCAGAAGCACAGCCAGGGCAGGCUAGCCCUGCCUCCUCCAAGCCACUCUCCAGGGACCCCUACUCCCAUCCAACAGAAUGUCUACCCUGGUGCCCAAGGAACUGAGGGCAUAAAAGCCAACAUUUUAUUGGAGAAGCCAGAGAGGC